UUUGAACCUAUAGCCACAGGUGCGGAAGUAUCAAAAACCCUAACUCCAGAACCUUCCUCGCCCUCUCCAAUUCAACACCAACCAUCUCUCUCUAUUGCUCUUCCAGGUUUGAAUUCUGUUAGGUAGAGAGGAGGAAAUAUAAGGAGCUGUCAAUGAGGCCACUGGAUGAGAAUGAGACCACCCAAGUCUUUGAAAAGCUUUACAAAUUUGUGGGCAACAACCUGAAGAACAUAGUGGAGAGCCCCUCACAUGAGGGCCCUGACCCAUCUCCAGGGCGGUAUUGCUUCCGGCUCCAAACGAACCGAGUCUAUUAUGUUUCAGAAUCCCUUGUCAAGAGAGCUACAAACAUAAAGAGAGAUAACCUGAUCUCUCUUGGGACCCAAAUUGGGAAAUUCACCAAAGGUGGCAAGUUUCACCUUACGAUCCAGUCAUUGAGUUUGUUAGCCGCCCAUGCUAGACACAAAGUUUGGCUAAAACCCACUUCUGAAAUGAGCUUUUUGUAUGGAAACAAUGUUUUGAAAGGCGGGGUUGGGAGGAUUACUGAGAAUGUAAGUGAGCAUGAUGGGGUGGUGGUUUUCUCCAUGUCUGAUGUGCCACUGGGAUUCGGCAUUGCUGCAAAGAGUACACAAGAUUGUCGGAAGUUGGACCCUAAUGGGAUUGUGGUGCUGCACCAGACUGAUAUCGGGGAGUACUUGAGAAUGGAGGAUGAACUUUGAGAAUGAGUGGGAAACUGAUAAUUCUGGUAACAUAGUGCUUUUUGAGUUAUUUGAGCCUAAUAUUGGACCUCUGUUUACUCAAAGGAAAGUUAUAUUCACCAGUAAAAUAUACCUGCUUACAUCUCGUUUUUUCAGCUUCAGAUGCUUGGAUCAAUAGACUGUAUGAAGAAAGUGAACUUUUAUUGUCCUGUAACUUAAUUAUGGUUGUCAAUAGUGCAGUUUGAACAAUCUGUUAACACAUUAUUAAUAUGGUUGAAGAUGUGGUUAGUCUU
This is a messenger RNA of Ipomoea nil (Japanese morning glory), 988 nucleotides long. RefSeq names its product 60S ribosome subunit biogenesis protein NIP7 homolog. Lineage: Eukaryota; Viridiplantae; Streptophyta; Magnoliopsida; Solanales; Convolvulaceae. Gene Ontology annotation, biological process: ribosomal large subunit biogenesis; ribosome assembly. The coding region runs from base 153 to 716 and encodes 187 amino acids. The transcript is spliced from 2 exons. Gene Ontology annotation, cellular component: nucleus; preribosome, large subunit precursor; nucleolus. The record is from RefSeq and is a predicted model, not a curated record. Gene Ontology annotation, molecular function: RNA binding.